Molecule: messenger RNA, 2108 nt
Organism: Spizellomyces punctatus DAOM BR117
Lineage: Eukaryota; Fungi; Chytridiomycota; Chytridiomycetes; Spizellomycetales; Spizellomycetaceae
Exons: 7
Coding region: 1-1947 (648 amino acids)
Source: RefSeq, a predicted model, not a curated record
AUGGCCACUGCCAUCAAGAAAUUCUUUAAAAAGAAAGGGUCCCGUUCUGGUCAUGAAUCCGACGACCAGCCAAAAACUCCAACUUCUUCACGAGUAUCCGGGGAGACUUUUGAGUCUGCGGCGGAGAAUCAACCUGCUAUCACUCAAAUUGCAACGAGUUCCCCUGAUGAAACCCAGCCUGCCGGUUCUCAACCUGCUGUCAGUACAGUCGUUGCUCAGGUCACUGCUCUAUCGUCUACUACCAUACCGGCGAGUACUCCUAUUGGUACUCAGUCUACCGCUGGUCCGUCUGUUGCUACUCAGUCUACCUCUACUCAUCCUGGCGUGGAGAAAGCCAGUGCUACAAAAGAAGCACAACAACCUGAACGGAAACGCAAAGUUCCUGCUCCGGGGGAAAGUAGUAUGCCCAUGUCGCACCCGCCCAGCCCGACACCAGCCGGGGAUGAUGCACAUGCUGCGUUAAAGAGAAAAGUUCAGAAUGUGGAGGUCCUUAAAGAAGGAAUAUAUGAAGUUCGUCUUGAUGAAAGAUUGCCAGAAAAGGAUCAAGAAAUAGGACUCCUCCGUAACCAACUCUGGCAAACCCGCGAACAACGCGACAAACUCGACAAGGAAUUAUCAGAAGCGAAUCACGAGCUAGCCAAACGUACCACUGAGAUGCAAGCUUUAGAAAAAAAGCAUAAAUCCGAACUUGACCAUGCCGUUCAGAAUCAGAAAGAGGUCCUGACUGUUCAGAUAUUGCAGUUGAAGAAGGAGAUUGAAGAUAGUAAGGAGGAAAAGAGUCGGGCUGGGCAGAGGGAGGCAGAGGUUAAGAGCGAACUUGAAAACGUCAAGAAACAGACCGACAAUUUUAAACAGCAAAAGGAAAAAGUUGAGAGCAAGGUCAAGGAUCUUCAAGCGCAACUGGAAGAUGUCACCGUAAUGGUAGGAGAGUUGCAGGCGGAAAAUAAAAGCCUUCACCAGAAACUCAUUGAUCGCGACUCGGAAUCUGAUGCCACUGCAACUCAGUUGAAGAAACUAAACGAGGAUAAACAACGCAUUACUGCCGAAUUGCAACAAACACAGGCCGUUAGGAACAAAAUUGCACAAACUAGUGAAGAACAUGACAAGGAAUACGAGCAGAAAAUGAAGGCAUUGACAGAUGAAUUAAAUACUACCAAAAAAAGUUGUACGAAAACCCAAGCAGAGUUGGAAUCCACAAUAACAGCGCUCAAAGAACGCGAAAAAGACCUCACUGCAGUGAAUGAGAAGAUCAUUGUCCUUACCACCCAGCUCAACGAUGCUCAAGCGGCCACGCAAGAAGCCACGGACAAGGAACAAACUGCAUCAAAUGCUUUAAAAACUUUUCAGAGCAAGUUGAAAGCACUUGUGGACAGGUUAGAAAAGCGGAAAGGAGGGGAAGCGAAAAGAAAGCCGAAACAGGAUGCCAUUGACGAAUUGCUGAUCAUGGUUGAGCAGAAUCUAGAGUAUUUACAUACAUCCGUUGCCGAAACCGAUACCACACAAGGCCCUAGUGCAAAGGCAUCUCCAAGAGAAGAGGAAACUAAGAAGAAGGCAGCGCGGUUGACUAAAGAUCAAAAGGGUAAAGGCGAGGAACAAACAAUUGGUAGUGACAAAGAACGAAAAGAGACUCCCGCUGCUCCUAUGCAGGACCAGGGUACAUCGACACAGCCUGACACCUCGUUGCCACCUCCCCCACGCCUAACCCGCGUUAGUAAAGCUCGACCCACUUCCUCCCACUUUAUAGGCACCAAAUUCUUCUCCUCAUCUCCUCGUGAGCGCCUUCCAUCUGGGCAAACCUUUGGAACGGUGCCUUUGACUGAACAAGAGGAGGAAAGGGUUUCUCCGCAAUGGAAGGUUGAAGGGCAAGAAAGGCCGUGGUAUGAUCAGCGGUUGACUUUGGAUCUGGAUGCCGGUAACGAGAUGGAGAAAGGUUUGUUGCGUACUUGAGUAUCGGUGGUAUAUUUGCUUGGAAUUGGCAGGGCGGCGCUUGGUUGCUUAAGUCGUACGUGGUCAUUUUCACAUAUUGCAAGACGUGCUCUCGAGCUGAUGUGAUGUAUUCAAGGCCAUUCUUGUAAAAUAUAGUGUUCAAUAUCUGGUCCGUUGCAAAC